AUGAAGUCGAUAACAUUGCUUUUUAUUACUAUACUCUUCACAACAGUUCUAAGUGAAGAAAAUUGCGAGGAAAAGAAGAAACAUCAUUUGCAUGACCAAGAAUUUGGUAUGGCACUUACACCUGAUGCUUUAAUAACAAGCAUGAUGACGCCCUGGAUGCUCAGAGAUUACUUUCGCCCGUGGAGAUACCUUGAUGAAAUUACUCGGGACUUUGGAUCAACUAUUGUUAGCGACAAGCAGAAAUUUCAAAUUAAUUUGGAUGUACAACAUUUUGCUCCAGAUGAAAUAAACGUCAAAACUGGUGAUGGCUAUGUAAUGAUUGAAGCAAAACAUGAUGAAAAAAGAGAUGAACAUGGAUCAAUUUCACGCCAAUUCGUAAGGAAAUACUCUUUACCGGAUGGGGUAGAGUCGGAAGAUGUGGUAUCUCAACUUUCAAGUGAUGGUAUCUUAACGAUUACGGCGCCUAGAAAAGAAGUGGAUUCAAAAGGUGAAAGAAUCGUGCCCAUUACACAGACUGGGCCUAUCAAGAAGGAUAACAAAGAGACAAAAGCUGCUUCCGAAGGAACCUGUCAAGCGCAGGAUGGAAAGUGUGGUUCAUAA
Messenger RNA from Pieris macdunnoughi, 600 nucleotides. The record is from the annotation of a GenBank genome assembly. NCBI's taxonomy places the organism in Eukaryota, Metazoa, Arthropoda, Insecta, Lepidoptera, Pieridae.